UUAUCAGAUUCUACUUUAAACAAGUAUUUUGUAAGUUCAAAUGGAUUACAUAUGCUGUAGAUUUAUUAUAGGACAACAUUCAGUAUUGGUCUACAUUGGAAAUAGUUCAUAUAAGUUAGUGUUAGUUACCGUCUAUUUUUAAAUGUUCUUUACAUUAAAAAUCAUGUUAUAUUUUUUAAGUCUUUUAGGGACUUUAUCUAUUUUUCUAAGUCAGUUAACUGUACUUUGAGAAACAUUUUGUAUCUACUUUUGUAAUAUCAGAAUAAAAUAUAUUGAAAGAAAGGAAUGAUGAAAAUGUGUUGCAACACACUUAUUUCUGUUUCAAUAGAAACGAGUAUUUUGUAAGUUUAUGGAUACUGAAUGCAGCUUAAGUUUAGAAUGUUAUCGUUGUAAGAUUAUCUCUGCUUAACAUUUGGUAAUGAAAAUGGUUUUCUUAAAUCUCAGAAGAAAGAGAAGUUCUGAUAUAAUAAAUAUCUUGGAACUUGAGUGAAGGCACUCGCCUUACAGAUGGCUGACCCCAGUUUCAAUCCCCAGCAUCUUGUAUGGUCUGAUGAGCAUUCCUAAGUGCAGAACUAGGAAUGACCCCUGAGCAUCUUCAGAAAAAUGUCAGACCGACUCUCCACGAGCUGGUUCAGAUCAUGUGGCCAACUCCAAACCCUGAUCUGGUUGUUGAAACCUGGCUUCCGCUUCUCCACUGUGCCCAGCGGCUGUUUGCCUCUGAGACUGAGGGCGAGCUCAAGGUGACACAGAUUCUCAAAGAAAAGUUCCCCCGAGCUACAUCUAUUCAAGUCACUGACAUUUCAGGAGGCUGUGGGGCGAUGUAUGAAAUCCAGAUCGAGUCGGAAGACUUUAAGGCAAAGAAAAUUGUCCAGCAGCACCAGAUGGUAAAUCAGGCGCUCAAAGAAGAAAUCAAAGGGAUGCACGGGCUGAGGAUAUUCACCUCUGUUCCCAAGCACUGACCACAGCUGGCUGCCCAGAUGGUGCUGCUUUGAACCUUGGAUGAACUUGACAGACGUUUCCCUCCUAGGAAUUUGCCAAAAGAUUUGAUCUAUUUUGUUCAUAGACAUUUCAUAUUAUAAUUAUAGAAGAAUAUGUUAUCUAUCUAUUUACAUUUUAAUUAAAAACAAGGAAUAACC
Messenger RNA from Suncus etruscus (white-toothed pygmy shrew), 1136 nucleotides. RefSeq names its product bolA family member 3 (gene BOLA3). NCBI's taxonomy places the organism in Eukaryota, Metazoa, Chordata, Mammalia, Eulipotyphla, Soricidae. The record is from RefSeq and is a predicted model, not a curated record. The transcript is spliced from 5 exons. The coding region runs from base 579 to 959 and encodes 126 amino acids.